Phyllostomus hastatus (greater spear-nosed bat) is the source of this 1239-nucleotide messenger RNA. It is a transcript of the gene LMNTD1, whose product is annotated as lamin tail domain containing 1. NCBI's taxonomy places the organism in Eukaryota, Metazoa, Chordata, Mammalia, Chiroptera, Phyllostomidae. The record is from RefSeq and is a predicted model, not a curated record. Gene Ontology annotation, cellular component: cytoplasm; nuclear envelope.
AUGAAAGACAUACAAGCCACUCAUGAUACAUCGGCAGCCCUGCGAAGCCAAGUCCCUAAGAAGAAGGAGAAGACAGAGAAAAACAAACAAAGAGAAGAUACACAUGCUGACCUCUCAAAGACACAGCAAUCUUCAGUACAUUUUUUGCCAGGUUUUGUAAAUUCAGAUACCACAACACUGUCACUGUCAUGGUCAUCGUCCAGUGAAAUACCCCCCAGUCAUAGCCCACCUAGCUAUCAGAUUAGUGGAGCUACAGCUGCACCGAAGUGUUCUAAAUCUACCUCACUGAACCAUCUCCAAUCAGAGAACAACUUAGAAGUCAACAGGUUUAUAGUUCCAAAGAAAAAGAGCCAGACUCUGUCAAUCCCUGCUUCUGAGCUAGCCGUGACUGGUGAAGGGGAGGAUUAUUUCCUAUCUUUGUUUGGUGAUUCAAAGAAACUCACUACACACUCAUUCCAUACCAACAGAAGUUGGAAGCACUUUUCUGUGAUUCUUGAAGAAGUGGGCCAUUGUAGAUCCAGUGCUUUUGGAGAUAUUAAAAUUGAAGAAGUGAAGGAUGCAUAUGUGAAACUCAAUAACUCUUCCAUUGACAAAGAACAGGAGAUUGGAAAUCAUAUUCUCCAGCAAAAUGUGAAUGGACAAGCAGUCUCCUUGUUCCGUUUCCCCCCAAACACCAUAAUGCAUGCCAAUUCCACAGUGACAGUCUGGAUAGCAGCAUCCAAAGCACAGCAUCAGCCACCAUCAGAUUUUCUUUGGAAGGGAGAAAACAACUUCAGCACAAGCCCAGUUUGUACAACAAUUCUGUGCAAACCGAAUGGUGAGGCCAUUGCCUGGUAUACUCCUAUUCACUGGAAGCAAGCAUGGGAGAAAUUAGAGACUGACAUUGAAUUUGAGGAAUGCUCAGUGUUAAGUCCAACAUCUCGAAGGCACGUGUUCCAUUGGCCAAAAGCUGCAACUACAACUCAAGGAAAAUGUGAUCAACCUAAUAAAGAUAUCUUAAACUAUCAGAUAGAACCAGUUCCACAAUUUCUUAAGAGAGAAAAAGAACUCCCACCCACUCUUUUCCCCAGUCACAGCCCUUGGUGUGACAGUCCCAAUGCCCCUGCACAUCCCUACUGUCCUCUGAUUGAGCCUCACAGUAGCAGCACAGCUGGAUGCAGUUUACCUAGACCACAGGCCUCAGCCAGGCCUGAUUCUGCCCUGGUAAGCCAAAUGGAUACUUACUCCAGCAGAGAGUGA